Solanum pennellii is the source of this 3986-nucleotide messenger RNA. Its product is annotated as sister chromatid cohesion protein pds5-like. The record is from RefSeq and is a predicted model, not a curated record. Bases 2572 to 3795 code for a protein of 407 amino acids. Lineage: Eukaryota; Viridiplantae; Streptophyta; Magnoliopsida; Solanales; Solanaceae. Gene Ontology annotation, biological process: mitotic sister chromatid cohesion; DNA repair. The transcript is spliced from 9 exons. Gene Ontology annotation, cellular component: nucleus; chromatin.
UUUCCUCCCCAGUCCUUGCUGCAAUUCAUUAUCAAAUUCUUGAAAUUUCUUGAAGUUACUGUUUUACUCAUGCCAUUAUUUAUUUCAUUAGUAACUGUUCCUAUAUUGGGCAGGGAACAAAAUCAUGGUCUUGACUAUGGAAACUUGUAAUGUUCAUCAAUCAUCUCCAUAUCAAUUCCUUGCUAGGGUUCAAGAUACCAACAUUUGCUUCAAUUCUUGAAAUUUAAAGAAGAAGUAACCCAUGAGGAUUCCAGUUACUUUUGUUACUCUUGUGAUUAUUUAUUUGUAUUAGUUGGUAAAAACGUUUCUAUAUUGUACAGGAACAAAGAUCAUGGUCUUUGAGUUUUGACUAUGGGAACUUGUAAUAUUCACUUUCGCUCUAAAUAUGUACUCAUUGCUAGGGUUCAAGAUACCAACACUCGUUUUAAUUCUUGAAAUAUAAAGAAGGAAAAGUUAACUCAUGAGGAUUUACAGUUACUUCUGUUACUCCUUGGGUAAAGUAUGUUAUGCAAUUUUCCUUCUUUAGGAAAAAAUAUUGAUAUCUCCUGAACCGUUUCGGGGGACAGCUUAAAUUGGACUCUUGCGUAGGGCUUUGGUCAUAUUGUCACUUAGUUUGCUUUUUUUUUUAUUUUAUUAAGUAGAUUCAUUGUUGGCAUCAAGAAAGAAGAAGAUAUUAAAGAGAUGCUGUCAAAUUCAUUACAAUUGUCUAUGCUACAAAAAGGUUAUACCAAAAAUAUUUAGUUAGCCCAAGCCCCAAUGAGGCAAAAAACUAUUUUAUGUGCAACUUCCUCUUAAGCUUGUAUAUGUGCUUUAGUAUCCUUCAAUAGCUGAACCCGUUGUCUUGGAUUUGAUCUUUAGAUAUCUCAAGCAGUUCUUGUUACUUAUUCAUCUUCCUAUCAGUUACACUCCAAAUCGUUCUCUCCCCUCAUGAAUAUGUACUAUGGCAAUGCAUUUCUACGGUUCAAGAUACUAAGACUCGCUUCAUACGGCGGUGCCUAACAGAGUUGAAUAAUUCCGUGUUGCCAUUAUUUUUCUUGACAUUUAAAGAACGAGAAGGGACAAAGAUCUACUGUCAGCUGUGCAAGGAAAAAUAUUUCUGUUAUACGACUGGUUCUCCUGUAUUCUCACAUUUGUCAUUGGUCAAGCUUCUUCUUAGGGCCGAUGAUUAGUCUUUGGGGCUCUUUGAACCAGAUACGGAGAUGCUAUGUCUAUGCUAUACUCAGUAGCUACAAGAUUAGAGCCAGCAUUGGACUUGUGUUUGAUAACAUCUUUACAAAGUACAGUGAUUUUACAGACAACUGUAUGUCUAUUCAAGUGCAAAUCCACGGAGCUGAAUCCCUUCCUCAGGUAAUAUGCAAUACUGUUGAGUUUCUACAAUAGUAUGCCCUGAAAGAAAUGUAUAACACGAUCUAGGAUCCAGAGUCUGAUGUUCUUGAGAUAUCGAGGAAGCAUAGGAUGAUAACAACACGGUCAUUGAGUGGGCAGCCACUAAGGUGAUGAAAACAUUGUUUACAAGAAAACCAACUUGUGUGUACUGCACGUGAGUACUAUAUCAGUAAGUUUAUCAUAUCUACAGGUCUUAAUUCUAUAAUUUAUACAGGAUCCAUACUCAAAGCACCGAUUUUGAAUAAACCAGUCCAACUAGAUUUGUCUCUGAACAGGACCCAAGACUUUGUUACCUUACCUUUUUAGACCUUUCAAUACGUGGGUCUCCCUAGGUUCUUGGUGGCAACAAAUUUGAUGUAAUCUGUUUCUCCAUUCCUGUUAUGUUUUUAGAAAACAAAUCUUUAUUUCACAUACUCGGAUUUUAUUUCAAUAGGCCAUAACAGUUUUUAAUGUCUAACAUUGCAUUCAACUACAUAAUCUAUUGCAAGACCUGCUGCAAAUGUAUUUAUAUUUCUGAUACCCUAGAUAGAUUUACGAUACCGAGUAUAAUUUUCUUCUUUGAUUACUUCCCUAUUAUAUCCUUAAGUUGAUAUAGUUGCUAGCAUAAACAUUACUUGUCUGAGUUUCAACAUAAAAAUGAAUAAAGUCCGAGACUGAGAGCUUCUUAUUGUUGUUAUCACCUUUAUAUUUCUUUUGAUCUUUAGAUGUUGGCCGAAUACGUUUAUAGCAGAAGCACACAGAAACGGCAGAGAAGAAGUGAAUCUAUACAGAUCACUGUAAUCUAAGCGGGGCAUUUAUUAGUAGACCCUUUUUGGCAAAUUCUUUUAUUUGAAACUCAAUUUUAAGAGGGAAAACCUGAAAAUUCACGCCAACCUCAGUCCUACUCACACACAUUGAAUUUUUUUCCUUAAUAGCACAAAAGGUUGGGAUUUUGAAUAAAUCGUUGACAGAUUGGCGCUGCCUGUGCUGUAGGCGCCCAUUUUUCAUUCCCCUCUUUUCCUCUCUGCCUCUCUCUUACUUGUCUUUUGUAUACUAGUACUGGCGUUACUUUUGAGCCUUUCUGCAUCGCGGUUUUCCCCUUUAUUAUUUGUAAUUUCUUUCGGGUUUUUGCAUCUUAAAACCUAGUUUUCAGAUUACAGUUUACUUCUUGUUCUUUGAGUGCUUUGAACAAAGGAAACGGUUUCCAUGGAUCUUACUCCUGUUUCUGAGGAGAAAUGCAUCAAAGGGCUGCGUAAAGUUGGAAAUGAGCUACUUCAGCAACCCCCAUCUUCUAAAGAUGAGAUUCUGAAGAAACUUGAUAACUUGGAGCAUCUUUUGUCAAUGGUGAAGCAAGUUCCCCCAGCAUCGGUGCGAGAUGCUAUUCAGCCUGCAAUGGAAGCACUGGUUACAGAUGGAGUUCUACGGCAUCCUGACAUAGAUGUGAAGGUAUCAGUUGCAUCUUCCAUGAGUGAGAUCAUUAGAAUUACAGCUCCAGAUCAACCAUAUAAUGAUAUCAGACUUGAGGACUUUUUUAAGCUUGCAGUUUUGGCAUUUGGGAAAUUGUCCUGCUUGGAGGGUCGCUGUUAUUCAAAGGCUGUCUCAAUUAUUGAAGUUCUUGCUAAGUACCAAACGUGCGUGCUGAUGUUGGAUCUCCAAUUAGAUGCAUUGAUUGUUCAGAUGUUUCAACAUUUUUUAAAUAGUAUAAGGCCGGAUCACCCUGAUGAAGUAUUCAUGAACAUCAAAGAAAUAAUGACCAUGAUAAUAGAAGAGAGUGAAGAUAUUCCAAUGCAGCUUCUGAACACCCUUGUGAGCAUCCUCAUAAGUAGUGUAAAGAAGGAAAAUCAGAAUGUUUCACCUCGUUCCUAUGUUCUGGGAGAGAAAGUUCUUCAAGAAAGUGCUGUCAAACUCUAUCCAUAUCUUCAAAAGGCAGUGACGGACCUUGGCAUUUCCUUUAACAACUAUUCAGAAGUUGUUGAAUUAAUCUGGAGGGAGGCGAUUAAAACUAAAGCUACGGGGAAAGCAGCUGAUGUUCUGGCUCCUCCAACAACGACCAAGCAGGAUAAUUUAACUCCAAAAGGAGGGCGCCGAAAUAAAGGGGUCAAGGUGGAUGUGCAUGGCUAUAAAGUAGAAGUUAGCAGUGCUCCCAUAUUGACUGCCAUUUUUGCCAAGUAUGGUGACAUUGCAGUCAAUUGUCACUACAAAUCAUUGGCUACCAGAGCUUCCCUUCUUGAUCUAGUUUGUGAUGUCGUAAAGAGGCUGAAAGCUGGUGAUGUUGGUUCUUCAUCAAUCAAACAGAUGAAAUCUUUUGUCUCUACUGCCGUGGAAGUUGAGCUUGAUGUAGCUUGGCUGCAGCAGUAUCUGGAUGAGAUUUCAAAAGAAGAGAAUAUGGAGAAAAGGUUGCAUAUGGAUAUCGAUAUCCUUCUUCGUUGAAUUGUGGAGCAAGACAUCAAUUUCUCUGUGAAAUGAGUUUAUUAAAAUUCGUUUUAUCAAACACAUAACAUUUUUGUUACCGAUCCUUUGGUCCAACGAUAUUUAGGUUUCUUCAAAUCCGUUGGUGGCCUAAGGGCCAAAAUCAAACUAGAGGCCUUAAAAAAAGUUAUAAAUGAUUUUAUUUUAAACCU